Lytechinus variegatus (green sea urchin) is the source of this 6660-nucleotide messenger RNA. Its product is annotated as serine/threonine-protein phosphatase 2A 65 kDa regulatory subunit A alpha isoform-like. Gene Ontology annotation, biological process: protein dephosphorylation. Gene Ontology annotation, molecular function: protein phosphatase regulator activity; protein binding. Lineage: Eukaryota; Metazoa; Echinodermata; Echinoidea; Temnopleuroida; Toxopneustidae. The record is from RefSeq and is a predicted model, not a curated record. The transcript has 14 exons. Gene Ontology annotation, cellular component: protein phosphatase type 2A complex; cytoplasm. The coding region runs from base 57 to 1832 and encodes 591 amino acids.
AUUCUGUUAUUUGAAACCCGUCAAAAUUGAGUACCACCGGUGAAAAUACAGGCAAAAUGGCGUCAAAAGAACAGCAGCCAACCAUUGGAGAUGACUCCCUGUAUCCCAUAGCUGUACUCGUUGAUGAGCUGAGACACGAAGAUGUAACGAGGAGACUGCUAAGCAUUAAAAAGCUGUCUACAAUCGCUUUAGCAUUGGGUGAAGAAAGAACAAGGGCAGAACUUAUACCAUUCCUUACAGAUACCAUUUAUGAUGAAGACGAAGUCCUUUUGGCAUUGGCAGAGCAGCUUGGUACUUUUACUCCCUUCGUCGGUGGCCAAGAACAUGUAUCUUGUUUAUUGCCUCCCCUGGAAAGUUUAGCCACCGUUGAAGAGACCGUAGUGAGGGAUAAAGCCGUGGAAAGCUUGCGUAAUCUUUCCGGUGAACACAGCACAGCUGACUUAGAGAAUCAAUUUAUCCCAAUGGUCAAACGUCUGGCGGGUGGGGACUGGUUUACAUCACGGACGUCGGCAUGCGGCCUCUUUAGCGUCUGUUACACAAGAUGCAAGAAUACGUAUAAAGCAGAGUUAAGAUCACUGUUCAACAAUCUAUGUAGUGAUGACACCCCUAUGGUAAGGAGAGCUGCUGCCAGUAAACUGGGUGAAUUUGCCAAAGUAGUAGAAAGCGAAUAUGUCAAGUCUGAUCUCAUUCCUAUGUUCAACAACCUAGCGAGUGACGAACAGCAAGACUCGGUGCGACUGUUAGCCGUGGAAGCUUGUGUGAACAUUGCCUCUCUACUGCCGCAAAAGGAUAAGGAAGACCUCAUCAUGCCCACUAUGAGAGGCUGCGCAGAAGAUAAGUCAUGGAGAGUGCGGUAUAUGGUUGCAGAUAAGUUCACAGAGUUACAAGAUGCAGUGGGUCCCGAAAUAACCAAGAACGACCUGGUGCGGGCCUUCAAGGGUCUCCUGAAAGACUGCGAGGCAGAGGUCAGAGCAGCCGCUGCUCACAAAGUCAAGGCGUUCUGUGAGCACCUGUCCGAAGACAUGAGGGAGGAGGCCAUCAUGACAGAGCUUCUGCCCUGUAUCAAGGACCUUGUAAGUGACCCUAAUCAGCAUGUGAAGAGCGCUCUUGCUUCCGUCAUCAUGGGACUUUCGCCUAUUCUUGGGAAGGAGAGGACUAUAGAGCACUUGUUACCGCUGUUCUUGAUUGCACUGAAGGACGAAUGCCCCGAGGUCAGGCUGAACAUCAUCAGUAACCUUGACUGUGUCAACAAGGUCAUUGGCAUCAGCCAACUAGCACAGUCCCUACUCCCAGCCAUCGUAGAACUGGCGGAGGACAACAAAUGGAGGGUUCGACUUGCUAUCAUAGAGUACAUGCCACUACUAGCUUCACAACUGGGUGUAGAGUUCUAUGAUGAAAAGCUGAAUAAUCUAUGUAUGUCAUGGCUCGUUGACAAUGUAUAUGCCAUCAGAGAAGCUGCUACACUCAAUCUCAAGAAACUUGUAGAAGAGUUUGGUUCAUCAUGGGCACAGACUACCAUUAUCCCGAAGAUCCUAGCCAUGUCUAAGGAUCCCAACUAUCUUCAUCGUAUGACAUGUCUUUUCUCUGUCAACGUCCUCAUCGACGUCGUUGAUCAGCAUGUCGUUAAAAAUUUAAUGUUGCCUACUAUCAUCUCUCUUGUUGGCGAUCCUGUCGCCAAUGUCCGCUUUAACGUUGCCAAGACUUUCCAGAAGAUGGUACCACUCAUUGAAAAAAACUCUCAAAGCGAUAUCAAAGCGGCGCUGGAUAAGCUGAAUGCUGAUUCUGAUCUUGAUGUCAAAUAUUAUGCUUCAGAAGCUUUGACAGUGAUGUAAGGAUAGACCCUGAGACAGGAUCAGCUACCAGUUUGUCGGCCUGCUGCCCGGAGCCAUGGUAGAUAUAUAAUAAAAUAACUUCUGGAUUUAUAAAAUGAAAUGAAAUCAGACACUGUCCUGAGAUGUCACUUCUGAUGUGUCUUGAGGGUUGUUUAAUACAGAUCAUUCUUUUAUUGUGCUCGUGGCAUGGCAGACUCCAGAGUCAAAGAAAUUAUUGAACUAUAACAAGCUGUGUGACUUUUUAACAUAUUUCAUGUACUUUGCAUCCUUAUGAGAUAAGGCAUAGCGAUCGAAUUGCAGUUGAUUUUCAUGAUUAAUUCCAUACAAUGAUCAAGAAAUUAAUUGUAAAAAUCCACACUAUGUUCUCUCGCUGUGCUUUUUGUCACUAGGCCUGAUUUUGCUUUAACAUCGGUAAAUGGAACCAUAUUUUCAAUUUUGAAGAGCUUGUAUGCUGCUGAAGAGGGCAAAAUUGAAUUAUAGUCUGGUAUUUUAUAGUCUUCUGACAAGAUAUCAACACAUUAAACAGCAUAUGAUUUGAUUUUAUUUAUUAUCCUUUAUAACAGAGGAAGUUUAUCCUCAAAUGAAAUAAUUUGUUAACUCAAGCAGAAACCUGGUGAAACAGAUCUAUGACAUUUGGCAAAAUCCAACAUAGAAUAAAAAAAAAUGGAGGUCAUAUCGUAUGAUGUCACAUGUGAGUUGCUUUCUCAUAAUUUCUCAUGCUUUAACCACUGUUUUUAUGAAAAUUCUAAGAUAUGUUAGCUGCGAGACUGUAUUUCCAAUCAUGUGAAAUUCUUAUUACUUUAACUUGUUAGGAAUACAUGUAGCACACAUUGCACUUCUGGGGAGUGUUUCACAAAAAGCUUUGUCAGUGAUAUUUACUGAUUAAUUUGCUCUUGGCCAAUCGGAUGCAAGGAUUUUCAGUGGCUUACAUGUACAUCUGUCAGUGAAAGUCAGUGACAAACCUUUCAUGAGUCACCCCCCCCUCAAAGAAAAAAAAACAUACAUGUAGUUCACAUCAGUUUACACAGGUAUUAGAUUUAUUACACACAGUCAGUGGCGGACUGUGACCUGGGGAGCAUUUCAUGAAAGGACUUGUCAGGCGUUUUAUCCGACAAGUCCCAUUUUAUCCGACAGUUACCAUAGGAACAGUGCCUCCCAGCCAAUCAACAUCAGGGAAAGAUGUCAGACCUGACAACUUGUCGGAAAAAAAUGUUGAUGAAACGCUCCCCUGGAGGAGACAAUGAUUGGAGGGGCACUGUAUUGUUUGUGAACAAUGCUGUCCCCCUCCAGUGCUUUGUCUCCUCCGUGUCACGGUCCGCCACUGCACAUAGUAUGCAGAACUGUUCCAGUCGUACCUUGCAUGUGUAAUUUCUAUUAACGCCCUCGAUGAUGGGCUUUAUAAUAUUUCUUGUCAUUGUUGCUACAAACUCCGCUGCUUUAUAGCCAUAGCAUAAUAAUCUUACCUUUGAGCUAGAUGAGCAAUAUUGGGACUGCUUCCUCUAGGUAAUCUACGUGUUCAGCUGUGUUUUAAUAACUUAAUAAUAUGCAGCAAAUCCAUCCUAAGGUUUGACCCUAGCAUUGAGGCACCAUUGUACCCUUUGUUUUACGGUUGAUUGUACAUUGUAGUCAAUGGAGUCAGUCGUGAAAAUUUGUUCUGCGAUCAUUGCUAAGCUUUGUGUUAUGGGCUGUUUGCCCGGAAGCACAUCUGAUGGUUCAUUAAAAAUAAAAAGCAAAAUUUUUUUUUGUUUUUACUAUUUGAAAUUGACUGUUACACAUCGAAUAUGAACAUUGUCAUGGACCUUGUAAUGCAGAGCCUGCCAAUUAUUGUAGAAUAAUAUUUCACAAUUGAUUGCACUGACCAAAAUAUAUAUACCAGUAAACAGUUUGAAAAUUGGGCUUGCAAAAAUUACUGAGAUAUUUUGUUACGGGACCCAACCUAGUUAUGUAAUCAUUCUGCAAAUGAUUUGUUGCUGUUAUUAACAUGAUUGCACAGACUGUAUUCGGUGUACAGGGGCUUGUAACACAAAGCUUAGCAAUGAUUGUACAUGUAAUGCAGAACAUUUUUCUAAGAUAGAUUGCAUUGACUACAAUGGACAAUCGACCAUGAAAAUCAAGCGUACAACUAACUGCUAACCUUUAUGUUACGGGACCUGGGCUCCGUAACACAAAGGUUUGCAAUCAAUAGCUAAAUACCAAUGACCAAUCAAGAUCAUCGUUGCAUGCGCGCUCUGUUUAAAAUACUGGCCGGGAGCCAAUCAGUGUGGCUCUUUCAUAUUUGCAAUUCAUCGCAAACCUUUGUUACGGGACCAGGUGUCUUCAUAGUUCUUCUGAUGUGGAUUAGUUGUGUAUGUUAUUUAAUUUUAUCCUCAGUGCUAAAAUGACGAAUCUUGUGUGAAUAAUGUACAUAAAUACUUGGUAUUAAAGAGAGAUUAAAAUAAUAUGUUGGAGAUAAAUUUUGCACAACAUUUUUUGUUGACUUUUUGAUGUAGGGAGGGUUUUGCAUUGAUUUUUUUUCUUUCAAAUAUAUGUUAUUAAAUUAUUGCUUGAAAAGCACAUUAGAUUUUUUUUAAUAUACACAAUGACUAUCCAAAUAGAGAUGUGUUUUGAUUGAAAGAAAAAUCAUCAUAACAUUUUUGCAGGAUAUUUCAAUUGGGUGUUGCAACUUGCUAGAAUUAAUGAAUUAUCAAUUAAAAUAUUAAAUGUAAUUUUCACUUGCACUCGAGUUCAUAUGUUCUUUAGGGGUAUGCUUUAUAUGUCUUGUUGUUUUCCCAAAGUUAGUUGAGGUCAUAUUUGCAGAGAUUACGAGUCGUCAUUUGACAUGUAUAUUUAGUUGUUGGAAGUUGUAAUUUCCAUGUUUACUGUGCAAAUACGAAAUGCAUAUAUACAUGUAUGCAAACUUAUGUUUUCAUAGUGAAUGUUCAUGUUAAAAAAAUAAUUCAUUGAAGUCCUUUACAAUAUUCAUUUUAGGGUUGGAUGGGGCACGACCGUCACCAACACUACAGCCACCAGACCAGCUUCAGUUCUUUAUCUGAUCAAAAUAUUUUAACCUCAAACUUAAAUUGAUACAGUGGAAAUGGUUUAAUAAGCAUUCUGUGUUCUUGUUCACUCUAUAACCUUUUGGUUAACUUUCAUGCCUGACAAAGUAAAAUGCAGUUUAGAAAAAAAAGUAAAUGAAAUUGGUGUGAACCAUUCCAAGGGGACUGUUUGCACCAUUCAUUUUUGUCAUGAAUAUCUGAUAAGCAAAACAAGGAUCAGGUUAAUUGACAUUCAUUCAGCAGGAUUCUUGCUAAAAAGACAUGGUCAGAAAAGGCUAAAAUGUAUCUAACAUUAGGCUGGCCCAUGUGCUAUGUACUUUAACUUUUGUAGGAUGGGAAAAUCUUUAAUAAUUUGUAUGUUUAAUACGUUAUUUUUUUGUUUUUAUAUUUCAUCACAUUAACAUUAGCACACAUUACAUACUGUGUGUUGGCCUAUGUGUUCAUUGAUCACCUGCUGAUCCUCAAAUUGGCAACAGAGAUAGAUUUUUCUUACACGGUGUCUUCGAAAUAUUGUGGUGUAUUGUGUAUGAAAAUUACAGAUGAGAAUGUAUCUCAAGUUUGAUAAAUAUUGGGAUAUUAAAAAAAAGAGAGAGAAAAUUGAAGAUGGUGAUGGAAAACAUUUUAAGGACUUAUCAAGUUCACCAUUUAUGAAGAAUUCACAGUAUUAUCGGAAGUUCUAUAAAUAUGAGGAAAUAUCGAAUUGGGUCCCUUGGUAUAAAGGAUGCAGUUUGUCUAUUUUCUUCAUUUCAAGUACAUCUGUGUAUAUGUACACUGUGCUUUAUAUUGUUACAGUUCUGAAUUACUGAACCAAACCUUUUAAAAUGUUGUGAAUGAUUUGGUUUCUAAUGUGAGCCAAAUUUUUAAAGGAUACAGGACUGAUCAAUUGAAUUCAUCAGCUUUUUCUGUGCAGUUUAGUUUGAUUUUUUCAUGAGAUAUUGAAUACUAACAUGGGGUUGAUCAGCUUAAAUUUGAAGUUCAGUUGUAUUGUAAAACCCUUAACAGGAAAAUUUUACAAUUUCUGUAAUACAUGUACACUGUAUUACAUGUGCGUCAGAAGUAUAUUGUGUUUAUUCAGUUUGUGUAUGUUUGAAAUAAAAAAAAAAUUGAAAAGUUUCUUUAAACUACAAAUACUCUCAACUUUUAGGAACUGUAAAAUAUGAGAGCAAAUUAUCACCUAAUUUAGAAAUUGUGCAGCAAAACUUUGCUUCUAUUUAGCAACGAUAACUGGUCAUAUGUGACGUCAGUUGAUUUUCUGCUGAUAUGCAGUGAUACCGAAUUUGUAUUGUGCCAUUUAUCUGGGAAACGUUUUAUAUAUAAUCAAUGCGUGUUGAACACCCCGUUUCAGAUUUAGAAAGAAGCCAUCGAUAUCCACCUUCCUUAUUGCAUAUACAUGUAUACUAUAUUUUAACCUAACAUUAUGUAUUUGUCUACUGAGAUGCAAAUUACAUUUAAAACACCAGCACUAUUCAUUAGCAGGAUAUACAGUGAAAAUGCCAUGCUAUCAUAAAUAUUACAAGUUGUGCAAAAUUGAUUAGAAAACAAAGUGAGAAUUGUGUGGAUAAGUGGUGGAAUUACCAAAAAAAAAAAAUGCUGUCAUAUGUAUGUUUGUAAAUUAUUUGAACUUGUGUCAUUACCUUAGAGCUACGCUGUGGCUUGGUCGAAUGGACAGUUUUGUUUGUGUUUCUAUAACUGACAUUGUGAUAGCGUGGUAGUCUUGUAUUAGUAUGCACACAGGCCUAUUUGUAAUAAUGACUUCAUUAUCUAGAAAUGAAUAAAUAUUCUGUCUACCACCA